Metschnikowia bicuspidata var. bicuspidata NRRL YB-4993 is the source of this 1227-nucleotide messenger RNA. Its product is annotated as mitochondrial 54S ribosomal protein uL2m. The record is from RefSeq and is a predicted model, not a curated record. Gene Ontology annotation, cellular component: large ribosomal subunit; ribosome. NCBI's taxonomy places the organism in Eukaryota, Fungi, Ascomycota, Pichiomycetes, Serinales, Metschnikowiaceae. Gene Ontology annotation, biological process: cytoplasmic translation. Bases 106 to 1194 code for a protein of 362 amino acids. The transcript has a single exon. Gene Ontology annotation, molecular function: RNA binding; transferase activity; structural constituent of ribosome.
CGUACACCCGCAUAGCUACAGUCGAAAAAAAAACUUCUGGUUAGACUCUGAUUCAACAGCCUCCUCAAUCGCCUGAUAAACCCCACUACACAAAGUUUACUUGCCAUGUUCGCCUUGAAUAAGCGCUCGUGGGGGUCGGCUGCCCAAACACUUUUGCGAUUCCGGAGCAGCGUUGCCAGUUCUCCAAGUCUGCAUGCCGCCCCAGGUGAAAACUUGUCCGACAUGACGGAUUUGGAAAUGAAGGACGAGACUCACAAGAGACAGCGGAAACUAGCGGCCACGCAGUUCAAGAUGAAGAUCUACGCGAACGGCGAGAACCAGCCCGGCUCGCUGAACUUCAGAAAGCCGAUCCAUGACCAUCUUCAUAAGGGAUCUCCCAUCAAAGAAUUGACCGUAGUUAAGAAGCAAACUGCCGGUCGUAACAACACCGGUAAAAUCACUGUACGUGGUCGCGGAGGAGGACACAAGCGCCGUGUGCGGUUGGUGGACUCCCACAGGCUUGUUGCGGGCAAGCAGACGGUUUUGCGGAUCGAAUACGAUCCAAACAGAUCGGGCCACAUUGCCCUAAUCAAGCACAACGAAACGGGCAGCUUGAGCUACAUCUUGGCCUCCUCAGGCUUGAGAGCCGGUGAUAUGGUGGAAUCCUUCCGCAAAGGUAUACCAAGUGACUUCUUGCAAGAGAUGAAGUUGACGAACAAUGGAGAGGUGGACGAGGCAUUGUUAAACUCGCGUGUGAUGCAGAAAGGCAACUGUAUGCCGUUGAAAAUGUUUCCUGUGGGGUCCAUCAUUCAUAACAUCGGUUUGCGCCAAGACGGCCGUGGUCAGCUCGUUAAAGCUGCAGGCACAUUUGGCCGUUUGUUGUCAAAGGCGCCAGAAAAGCACAGAGUCAUUGUCAGAUUGAGCUCCGGCGAACAUCGUUACAUCCAUGAAGACUGCCAUGCGACUUUGGGCAUGGUCUCCAACAGAGAGCACCUGGUCAUUUCCUGGGGUAAAGCCGGAAGAAGCCGUCACAGAGGUUUCAGGCCGAAGGUCAGAGGUGUGGCCAUGAACGCUCACGACCAUCCACACGGUGGUGGUAGAGGUAAGUCCAAGUCGAACAAGGUAUCACAGUCCAUGUGGGGUAUCAAGAAGUUUGCCAGAACCAGAAAGUUCAAGCGCGUUAAUAAGAUGAAGGUCAAGGACAGACGCGCGUAAUCGGGUUGAAGGGACAUAUAAUCUUGUACAUAC